Messenger RNA from Bradysia coprophila, 6557 nucleotides. RefSeq names its product immunoglobulin superfamily member turtle (gene tutl). Gene Ontology annotation, biological process: dendrite self-avoidance; axon guidance; homophilic cell-cell adhesion. NCBI's taxonomy places the organism in Eukaryota, Metazoa, Arthropoda, Insecta, Diptera, Sciaridae. The record is from RefSeq and is a predicted model, not a curated record. Gene Ontology annotation, molecular function: cell-cell adhesion mediator activity. Gene Ontology annotation, cellular component: axon; plasma membrane.
AUUCUGUUGGCUGACUGGUGAAUAUCAGGGCUAAAACGUAUCGUGCAAGCUACCAGCUAGUUUUAAGUUUGCUCGGUCGGUGUGUAUAUUCCGCACCCAGUUUCCAGGCAUCGAUAUUUUCAGAUUGAAUUUUUCUUAUUUUUUUAUGUGUUUUCAACACUAAAAUUCAUGUGAACGUUGAGUCUGUGAGUUUGUAAGAAAAUUUGGCUACUAGUGGAGUGCAAAGACACCAGAUAAUUAUUGUUUAACUAAAAGAACUGUCGAGGUGAUGGGAAAAAAUACAUUUUUGUUACCAUAAUAGACUAAUCGAACUCUCUGUAUAAUUAAUAUAUAACAUCGGUUAAAGGACAAGGUUACACGGUUGCAGUGGCGAAACAAAUCUCGAAAAACGUUAGGGUUGGUUCAGUGUGAUUUUCCUUGUAUUUAAUCGUGUUCAUUGAGUAAAAUUUGUAUGUACACUUGUAACACACCAAUCAACCGAAUUACUUUCAAGCAGGUAAACGAGAAAAAAAAUAAGCAAAACCGUCAGAGCGAAAUUGUCAAUCCAUAACACAUUGAGUGUGUGUAUACGAAAAAGAAAGUCCUGAAACCACACCCGCGUAUAUAACCUAACUUUUCGUUUAUGCACAAAAAGAGGCGAUAUUUUAAUUGCUAAUUGUUCGGACUGGGUGACAUUGGUGUUUGUUUGAAUUGCUAAUAUCAAUUGUGUCAUCUACGGUCGUGUAUACCAUUUGAACAUUGCAGCAAAAGGACAAUUGAAAGAUUGAAAGAUUGCCACGAUAAUUCACCGAAAAAAAGGCACAUAUAUCAGGCAGAGCACUCGCUAAGUUUCGAGUGAUUAUUCAAAUCAAAACGUAAGGAUUCGCUUCGUAGAAAUAUGUUUGACAAGCUCAGGUGACGCAGCUGCAAUGACGAAGAUGCGUUAGCAGUGACUAUGGGAUCAGAGGCAUGGGCGUACGUGCGGACCCUGGGUCUUUCCGGUGGUGUCAGGCAUUAAGCCGGUCGCGAUCGUUCGCCACAACACUAAACAGCUGCAUAAUAUCGAUACUGAUACUUUUAACCAGUACCACAACCGCAAAUAAUCCUUUACCAGGUCAACAAGAUGCAAUACAUAUCACUGCCAUACUCGGAGAAAGUGUCGUUUUCAAUUGCCACGUCGAAUUUCCCAGCGAUCAUCCCGUUCCCUUUGUAUUGCAGUGGGAGAAGAAGGUGAGCGAAACGGGACAAGAAAUACCAAUUUACAUUUGGUACGAGAACUAUCCAACUCACAGCGGUGAAGGAUACGAAGGACGUGUAUCACGUGUUUCAACGGAUUCUCAAUUCGGUGCUGCAUCAUUGAACUUAACAAAUAUUCGCGAAACUGAUCAAGGAUGGUACGAGUGUAAAGUGGUGUUCUUGAAUCGUUCACCAAAUCAACACAAAAAUGGUUCAUGGUUUCAUUUAGAUGUUCAUGCACCACCCCGAUUUAGCGUUACCCCCGAAGAUAUUGUUUAUGUUAAUUUAGGUGAUUCUAUAAUUCUAAAUUGUCAAGCCGAUGGCACGCCUACACCCGAAAUAUUGUGGUACAAAGAUGCUAACCCCGUCGAUCCAUCUUCUACUGUUGGCAUCUUUAACGAUGGCACUGAGCUACGGAUAUCCUCAAUCCGAAGUGAAGAUAUCGGAGACUACACGUGUAUCGCGCGCAAUGGUGAGGGACAAGUCUCCCAUACGGCUCGUGUUAUAAUAGCGGGCGGCGCUGUAAUCAUGGUGCCGCCCACAAAUCAAACCAAACUAGAAGGCGAGAAAGCGACAUUUACAUGUGAAGCAAAAGCAAUGCCGGGAAAUGUCACAGUGCGCUGGUUUCGAGAGGGAGCUCCUGUCCGUGAAGUAGCAUCGCUCGAAACUCGCGUCACUAUACGUAAAGACGGAUCCCUAAUAAUAAAUCCAGUCAGCGCUGAUGACUCGGGUCAGUAUCUGUGUGAGGUGUCCAAUGGCAUUGGUGAUCCGCAAAGUGCUUCGGCCUAUUUAAAUGUUGAAUAUCCUGCCAAAGUGACCUUCACUCCAACUGUACAAUACCUCCCUUUCCGGUUAGCCGGUGUCGUUCAAUGCUAUAUCAAAGCGAACCCAAAUUUACAAUAUGUAACAUGGACCAAAGACAAAAGGCUACUGGAGCCUUAUCAAACUAAAGAUAUUGUUAUCAUGAACAAUGGUUCGCUCUUAUUUACUCGUGUCAAUCAAAAUCAUCAGGGACGCUACACAUGUACACCAUACAAUGCUCAAGGAACGCAAGGUUCAUCCGGGCCAAUGGAAGUAUUGGUUCGAAAGCCACCCGUAUUUAAUGUAGAACCCGAUCCCUUGUACCAAAGAAAAGUUGGCGAAUCGGUUGAAAUGCACUGCGAUGCACAGGAAGCCGAAGGUACCCAACGACCAAACAUUCAAUGGCAACGACGUGACGGUUUGCCACUGCAACGAAAUCGUGUGAAAGCACUGGGCGGCAACAUUACAAUUGAAAAUUUACGACGAAGUGACUUCGGCUACUAUCAAUGUGUUGCCUCGAAUGAGGUUGCGACCAUUGUGUCGGCAACGCAAUUGGUAAUCGAAGGCACCCAGCCACACGCUCCAUACAAUGUAUCCGGCACCGCUACCGAAUUUUCCGUCACCAUGAGUUGGAUGCCCGGCUAUAGUGGCGGACCGGAUUACAAGCAAGAAUACACGUUGUGGUAUCGUGAAGCGGGAAUAUCAGACUGGUCCACAAUUCCGGUAACGCCGUCGGGCAGCACACAAGUUACAAUAAAUCGUUUAUCUCCGGGUACUACGUACGAGUUCCAAGUCGUCGGAAAGAACGCUCUUGGUGAUGGAAUGAUGAGCAAAGUGGUGACCAUUAGAACUUUGGAUGCUGCAAAAUCCAAACCGAAUGCAAAAACAUCCACCUCAACCACAUCACCGAAUGAUCAUUCAUUCAAGGAAAUGCCUGAAGAGGCUGGUCCGAAGCCAGGUCAACCGAGAAAUCUGACUGUGACAGAGAUACCGAACGGUUUUCUCAUAUCAUGGCAGCAACCAUUGGAACGUGCUCAUUUGGUUCAAUAUUAUACAAUUAAGUAUCGCACCGAUGCUCAAUGGAAAACUUUGAAUCGCGGUCAAAUACGACCCGAAGAUACUUCCUAUUUAGUUAAAAAUUUAGUCGGCGGACGUACAUAUUAUUUUCGUGUAUUGGCAAAUUCAGUAAAAAGCUAUGAAUCUAGCGAAGAGGUUAAAUUUCCGGUACCAGCUCGUGUUAAACAUAAAGCUAUAACAGCUGGUGUUGUUGGUGGAAUAUUAUUCUUUAUCGUUGCUAUCAUUCUAUCUAUAUGUGCUGUAAAAAUAUGUAACAAGCGAAAACGUCGAAAACAGGAAAAAGCAUACAACAUGGUAGCUUGUAGGAUAACGGACGCCCGUAGUGCGACUAGUAGAACGGGCUCUGCUUCCAGUAGUCAAGUGCCUUUGAAAAAAUACCGACAAAGCCGAAUACCAGGUCUAAAUUUACUUUUUGCUAUCAUUCAUUGGAUAUGGCCAGCCGAUCGUUGUACGGGUUGCCAUUCCAUUUACUCCAUCACACCGCUGAAACAAAAUUCAACGAAAAACUUGGAUCAAAUUCAUCGUUCAGCUGAUGGUCGCUUCAUUCUAUCGAUCGACGAAACCGAUAUGAUCAUGCGACCGAGUAGUGCUGGUUCCGAUAACAGUGGCAGUGAUGAUGGUGGAUUUUUAGUGAAACAAGGGAUACACAAUUUUUCCCCUUGGCGUCGUCCAGCGAUUACAAGUCCCAACCAAAUGAGUAUCCGUGCACACGGACCCGGUGAAAGACAUUUACCUCGAUCGUAUGAAGGUCUACUGAGUAUCGGAAGUCACGCCACACAAAACUUGCUACAAACCGUUCCUGUCCAGUAUCAAUCUCAGCCUAUGGGUCACAACUUACACAUCAACACAAUCAGUGGCAAUGUACCCGGAUCAGUUAUGACCAAUCUAUACACUCCAUCUCGUGAGUCUCGAAUCGUUUCAAGCUCACCAGCAAAUUCUGUGGCUCUGACAGAGAUACGCUCACCUUGGACGCCUAGUGCAAUGUACUUCAACGAUAUCUCGUCUGUUCUUCAGCCCAGCUCUGCAGAACGUUCUCUGUCGAAACCUCGCAGUGAAAUAAAUCAACUUCGAUAUUUGCAAGAACGAUACUCGCAAGAAUUGCCGUCGUUGCGUGCAAUUCACGAAGAAACUCGCCGUAUGGCUCAAGGUUUCGUUCCAUUACAAAUACAGAUGCAUUCGCCAUCGUGGCGAUACUCACAACCACCCGUCUCUCAUCAUCACCACCAUCGACAUCGGACAAGAAUGAUGCCACGCCAUGCAAGAAUGGCACGCAGUGUACCUGAUCUCAAUUCACCAAAUUCACAAUUGAACUUGGCCAUGCAUAUAAUCGAGGCAUCGCCGGAAAGCCGAUCCAGUUCCAGUGGAUUCGGUAGCAAAAAUACUUCAACUCAACACAACCAAAGUUCACAGUCUGGCAGCACAAACGAAUGGCGCUAUCUUCCACCGUACAGACCUCCGCCUCCGCCACCUACAAUUUACGACAAUUAUCCCGUCACAUUCGCUUCAGCUCAAGACACUCCGCCGUACAAUAUGGGCCACUGGUUAGAGUUAAUCACACGGUUAAAUGCCGCAUCAGAAUCCGUGAAUGUUCCGAAAGCGGCCGAUGUGGGUAGCGUUGACUGCCAUUAUGAAUUUGAUCCCGCCACAGCGACUCCAACUCCCACAGCAUCCACACCAACGGGUGUCCGCGACGAUCAUUUCGUUGGUGAUCUGAAAUACACACCGCCAUAUUCGCAACAAACACUGCCGCUGCAACAGCGUAAACGUUUAGCCAAAUACGAUAACAUCGAGGCCAGAGUGCAGGCUAUGAAGGAAGAAUUCUAUGCUUACCGCAAACGACAAGCAAUGCGACGAUCUGGUGUAGAACUGGAAAGUGCAUGUUAGGCUUUAAAUGGAUGGAUGGAUUUUGUUAAUUCAAUUUAAGAAAGAAAAAAAUGUUUAAAUGUUUGGGACAACCAAAAUCGAUUCUAUGAUGGCAUUACGGAGCGUGACAGUUUAUGGAUGUUCUUGGUAAGUCAAUACAUUCAAUAAUGCCUGAGGAUAGCCAGCACUCAAUUGAAGUCCAUGUAGUACUCUACAAAGUUCAAGGAGUGACAUGACUUUCUCCAGUGCUCAAGGUCAGACGAGCUACUCUACGGGCAAUGCUGUGAACCAGCUCGUAAAAUUGGUUUUAAAAAUUUAAAAAUUUUGAGCGGUCCAAAAUCCGGGCCUGUUAAUGCUAGACACUUGCGCUUUCUACCUUCACUCUCUUCCUUUUCAUCUUAUUUUAUUUCGGUAUUUUUCCGGUGUCCAGAGCAGACAACAUGAAAGUAUAUCCAAACCCACUGUUGAACAUUUCCUCAGGCUACGAAUGUGAUUUAUCUGACCGAAUUAAUCGAAUUAAUUUUGCCACUGUCACCACACAACAUAUUUUGUGUUUGAUGCAGUUUGAUCUCGACACCAUUAUUGUGUUCAAAACAAUCCAGUUCCUAUUGUGCGUCAGCAAGUAAUUAAUUUUCCAAUUUAUAGUUCUUUGAAUUAUUUAUCGUUUGUGGAUGGUGGAAAAUGUGCUCUAAUUCAUUUCGAAAAAACGAAUUGUCUCUCCUUUUUUUCGUCUCGGCAUCUGAGAUUCGGAUUCAAAGAGAAGUCAUUUUCAGAGAUUUUUUUUUUCUUGACCGGGAUUCGGAUGAGUAUGAUGAAAAUUCGAUGAUAGUCUCUUAAAAACCCAGAUCGUAUAGUAAAAGGAAAAAUUAACAAUUUAUAUAGAAAAAAUGAAUGAACGAGAAAUGUUUAUUGUAUAAUUCAGCACUAAUCUACUACUUGAAAAAUCGUAAUGACAAAAGUUAAUUCAAAUGAAAUUUAAGUAGGUAAACUCAAUUUAAAUUAAACAAAUAAAAAAGUAACAAACAAAAGAAUAAUGAAAGCGUAAUUAGGAUUUGCAAAAGAAAGAAAAUAAAAGUAAAAACAAAAAGCAAGAACAUAGAUAAUUAUAAAUUAAAAAUUAAAAUUAAUUAACACACAUGAAAACGACUUACAUUUAAAUUAUAACGUUUUUAAACAUAAAGAAAAGAAUUUAGAAUAAAUUGAGAAAAUUAAUUCCAAUGAAAAGAAAAUAAAAAAAUUAAGAAAAUUAAUUAUUUAUAAAAAAAGAGAAAGGAAAAAUUCUACGACUAAGAAUAAUAUUGAACGCAUCGUGGAUCAACGAUUCUGUAAAUAAAAAGAAAGAAAAAAGAUAAAUCAAUAAACGGGAUAUAAAAAGAAUUAUGAGAAAUUAUAAAAAAAUGAAAAAUAAAAAAAAAAACAAAAAAUUAAUGUUCUAUUGUGAAAAACGUAAUGUAAAUUGCAAUGACUUAAACUACCUAAUUAAAUUAUGAACUUAACAUCAAGACAAACAAGCAAAGAAAAAAAAUUAUUAAAAAAAAACAAAUUAUCGAUUAACAUAACCUACUAUUCAACUAAACAAAACAAAACAAAAAAUAGUGAAA